Messenger RNA from Maylandia zebra (zebra mbuna), 898 nucleotides. RefSeq lists its product as uncharacterized. Lineage: Eukaryota; Metazoa; Chordata; Actinopteri; Cichliformes; Cichlidae. The record is from RefSeq and is a predicted model, not a curated record.
ACUUGUGUAGAAGUGUAGAGUUUAGGCUUUACAUCACAGGGGCAGCUGAAAAAAACGCACACACAGAAAGGUCAAAGCCCAAGCGCCGUCGCAAGAGGCCUCCGAGCAGCCUAACGCUUCCAUCAUGGGUGAAAACACCAUCACGAAGCCUCUCGGGCUAGUUUUUAUCAUCACAGCUCACAUGGUGUUCAACGACCCCAGCCAUGCACAAGUCAUCGGGAUCUUUGGCAGCAACAUCACCCUUCAAUUUACAUUUAAUGUUAGCAUUAAUGAAAACAGUCAAAUUGGAAUUUAUAUAACAGGCGAGAAAAAGAUUGACGAUUUUAAAAGUGGGAAAGGUUCCUUUGUUAUUUGCCCCCAAAACAAUUCUGUCUUUUACCACAUCAUAAAUCUCACUCUAAACCACACUAACACCUACUGGGCCAGUUUAUUUGGGGGCAACCUAAGAAAAAGUAAUGAAGUGAAGCUGACUGUUGAAGAAAGGAACAUAAGCUGUACAGCUCCACCGCCGUCGACUAAACCCACAGUUUUCAAUGAAAGUUCCAAUUCCCUUUCCAUCAAUAAGAUCAUCAUCAUCUUCGCGGUUUUACCUGUGGUCCUGUUAGCAACAGUACUCCCAUGGUUGAUCUGUAGUCUCGUGAGACCCAAAGACAAACAACAGCAACAACAAGAAAGGCCGCAAAGCGCCACUCCCACAGUGCAGGAAUCAGUGGCGUCGUUGAGCAGCGUGUCUGCACCCUCGGUGAUCUACAGCGUCUUGGACUUCCCCAAAAGACCUCCGACAAUUGUUGAGAUCAACCCAAGAGAUACAGAGUAUGCUGCCGUCAGCUAUCUCACAGAAAAGAGACACAUGUGAUGCACAGCUCACUGUUCAACUAGUGUACAUAACAUAAAUCUA